CCGGCACCGAUUUUUGAGGCAUUUUCAGAACUCGAUGCAGGCCUGGGGUUGAAUGAAAGGGUAGGAUUCGCAACACACUGUGACUUGGUCAACUUGGUCAAGUGCCUCACACUCGGACGCAAUGCUGCGUAUUUGUCUGCGCGUCGGUCUUGUCGUGAGACCUGAGACGGGCGCAAACUUCAGCAAGUCUCGAGGGCUCCCCAAGUUGCGCUGGGCGCGAGCACCUCGCCAUGGGCGAUAGCAGCAAACAUCAAAGUGGCCGACCGUCGGUGCGCCCAAUGCUGUGGCCAGCCAACCCUUCCCUGCAACGCGAACUUCGUCUCCAAAUUCUCCCCCAUCCACCGCAGUUUCAAAAGGCUUUGCCUGCGGGCGUCUCCGGACAUGCCCGCACCCCCAAAGGAAGGAAAAAAAGGAAUUUUGUUCUCGCAUGCUCACAAUCGGGUUGGGUCGCAUUGCAGCGCUGAUUUACGAAACACAUCGGUACUUGGACCACCAUUACGGUGAGCAAUAGACAGGGGACGGCAGCAUUACUGGGCAAGUCAAGCCGACGUCUUCUAUCCAGAAAAUGGACAGCGCAUCGCGGCGAUUGUUGUGCACCAAGACGCAAUACCAAGACUCAACCGCACCUGCCUCCCGCCAUCAAACAAUGGUCUGAGUGACACCAGGCCUGAUGCGCAAUUGUCUUUCAGCUACGGAGUCUAUUGAACGUUCAAGAAGCCUUCUCCCAUGGAAAGAUCACCGAGUUGGAUGAUGCUGGCGCUGUUGCCCUCAGGCGUUAGCUCAGAUGACGUUGUUGGACGUCGACAAGAGAGCAAGGGUAGCUUCAAUGGAAAGUUUGGCUCUUCACACCACCUCUCGAGUUAGCAUCGUGAAUGCUUGCCACCGAGUCGCUAGGUGAGUAUUGAAUGUGGUAAGAUUUUCCACCCCGCAUCUGCUAGACAGCUCAAGCGGAGAAGGCCCGAAAAGACGAUGAUGCCAUUGACCGCCCAAGCAAGCCAGUUGCACGGCGAGGGACUGCCAUCAAUCUUGAGGACUAGCACUUCGGUUGCAUUCGUUGUGGUGCAUGGAUGCAGGAUAAGAGGCGGACGGCGAGAACGAUCAACGGACUGCAGGGAGCAGCUGGUGGCAGAGAGUUUGGGAUUUGCAUCACCAUGUGUCCACAAGUUACCCAUGAAGAAGCCGUGUCGGGGAGCGACGAGCGCAGGGCAGACAGUCGAUCGAUCGAAUGAUGGUCGGGUAGAAUUGCCGACAGACUCUCAACGUCGACUGAUGCACUUUUGUCAAAUGCGCAUCGUUUGGUGUCGGCUAACUUGGAAGAUAAAACGGUCCCAGUCCCUGACGCCGAGUCCAAAGAGGAAGGACGUCACGUGCUAAAUAUGGGUUCGCGGACAACAACAACGUCGAGGCGAAAUUUGCGGUAGGUGUAGACCAGUGUUGUCCAUCAAAUUCAUUCACAGGGGCUCAGGGAAUGGCAACAACAAUUUCGCGGACUACUGAAGAGGAACAUGAGCGGUGAGUGACGGCGCCGCACAAGGUGCAGGAUUGCAUUGUGAGGUUGUCACACUGGAAACCCGUCAGCGCCAACUUGCUGGAGACAGCUUGAGUUGCGGCGGGACAUAUGAACGGGCAUGAGCGGCGGGAAAUGAAGAGAUCGAAAGGGAGGUAUUGAUCAGAUGGUUCUGGUCACGAUUUCAUUGCGAUAUCCCUUGCGCCUAUAUUGCGCUUGAACGCCUGCUCUUGUCCUUAGGAGACAGGACUGAAAGAUGAAUGAAUGGUGCAAUGGGUCGGGCUGAGGGCAGGAGCUGCACACAACCACCUCGAGGCACGUUGAGAACAGACUGUAUCAGACCCAAUCUCCAACAUCAGCGCGUGCCUUCCUCAGAUGCUUUUGUUGAGCCUCGACAACGCGUUCCUUCUCUCUCAACAACUGGCGAUUGUGACGUGUCUGGUUGCUGGUUCCUUCCUCGCAAUCAAACCGCUGCUCAACCUCUUCAACAUUCCUCUUCUCUCACUUUCACAUUACUCCUUUCUUCUCACACGAGCUUCGCCUUUACUCUCUCACUUCUUCAUUCCCCCUCUCCACACGUGCCAACAGCAACAUCUCGCUUCUUGCUUCAUCUUAUUCUAAUCCCAAGUCCACGAUAACCUCCGUGCUCUUUUCUUCCAAUCUUCCGUCUCACGAUGUGGCGAUACACUGUCGUCUUCCUGGCUAUGGCCCUCCCUGGUCUCUCCAACAUGGUUGCCCUGUCAUCUUCGCAGUCAACGAGCCUCUCUUCCAAUUGCACUCUCACGUACAUUGCUUCUCAACCUCCUCAGAUCGGACCUACCAGCACAGUCUACCAGGCAAUCAUGACAACCUUCCGAUAUGCUGUGGAUUGCAAUGUCUGCACUGUCACCAAUAUCCCAAGCGUUCAAGCUCAGGGCCCCUACACUACCAGAUCAACCAGCUCAAUGCUUACGGUCACCGAGAUUCAAUGUAUUCCUCAAGGCACAGCCAGCACCCGAGGUAAUCAUGCGGCCCACGGCGACAUUGCCGCCACCGCUCCUCAAACCGCUAGCUGGGACCAAAUGGAAGACCUCAAGAAAUCACACAUCCACCGUCGUUCUGAUCAAGCCACAGAAGCGGCCCUUGCGGACCUGGCCAGUAGCUUCGCCAAUGCUCUUCCUCCUGAUGUCUCCCUGCUCUCUGGUGGUCUGAGGGACGAGUUUACCGACAUUGCAUCCGCCAUGUUUGCAAUCAGCAUUUGUGACUCAGGCAUGGAUCUUCACGCGGCGUGUGAACAACUGAACACCGAUCUGGUUGCAUACCAACUGUACCAGUCGUGGUACGCCCCCAACAAUGUCAAGUCGAUUGUUUGCUUCUGUGCUUCGUACGGCUACGACUUUGACACCACUCGUCAACAGCUGUAUGCUAGCCUUUACGCUGCUCUCAUUGGCAUUCUGGCUGCUGCUGAUAUCACCACCGACCGGGGUCAAAUUUGUGACACUCUCAGCCUCUUCAAUCGGACAGGUCCUUCCUUGGGUAUCGACAUUCAACAAUAUCAUGACCUCGUCUGCAGCAACAUCCCCUCUCCUACACCAACUACGCCCCUCUGGUACGGGCCAACAACCAUCAUUCCAUAUGUCACCAACAACAUGACUACCUGGAGCACUCCGACUACCUGGGGCACUCCGACUUCCUGGGCUCCCAAUACGACUAUCUCAGGAACUGGCAGCCCGAGCUGGACCGGAGUCAACAACCGCACUACAUGGGGCCCGCCCGUCUCGUACACUGGCACCAUUGGUAGUGACUGGUCCAUCACCAUCAACACCCAAACCAACUGGACAGAAUCACAACCCACAGGAACCGGUGCAGCCUCUGACACCAUGACUGCGGGAUCCAACGACACCUUGAUUGCUGCACGUACGCCACGAGGGCCCAACGCCAUGCCGUUCUAUCCCGCCAUCACCACCCCGACACCGCAUUCUGGACUCUUCAAGCGAUACUAACUGCAGACUAUGGGCUGUGGUGAUCGUGCGCAAAGAGACGCAAGUCAGAGUGUGACCCACAGUCGCACUAAUCAAGGACAUGAAGAAACGAAAGAUGGAUUGAAAAUGGCGUGACAGACAAGAUGGAGUCGUCACUGAAAACAACAGACACACUGAAAACAUUGUAUGAUAGAGCUUUCCGAGGGAAAAUGCGCUGUACAGAUCGUAGCACUCCGUAUGCUAGUGUUGAUAAUGCAAUAAUACAGAUCUUG
Cladophialophora immunda is the source of this 3740-nucleotide messenger RNA. RefSeq lists its product as uncharacterized. Bases 2182 to 3489 code for a protein of 435 amino acids. The record is from RefSeq and is a predicted model, not a curated record. The transcript has 3 exons. NCBI's taxonomy places the organism in Eukaryota, Fungi, Ascomycota, Eurotiomycetes, Chaetothyriales, Herpotrichiellaceae.